AUGUUCUCAUCAUCGAACAGGUAUCGAGAAGGCAGCUUCUCGAAACACCGAGCAAGCAAGUCGAAGUCGCACAAGAAAAAUCCUUCUUUCAAAGAUUCGUCUCGUAAGGUGGAGAGGCUCGCACAGCAGGCCACGGCCCAGUCACCACAGUCGAACCAAACGUCGCCAACGAUCGGGAGUGCAAUCAUCACUCUUUCCAUCGGACACGAGCAACGCCUCUUCGCUGCCCACGAAGACGUCCUCUGUCACUCGCCCUUCUUCCAGUCCGCCUGCCGUGAUCAGUUUUUCUCUAGCAGCAACAAGCGCAUCGACUUACCCGAUGAGGAUCCCGAAGUCUUCUCCUCAAUCCUCGAGUACCUCUACAAGGGCGAUUACUAUCCCCGCUUAGAGUAUGAUACCAAGAGGAAGAGCUGGAACUUGGAAGACGGUGGAACUAACAGCGCCAAUGAAGCUAUCAUUCACACAGUCGUCGGACCGAUCUUGAAGGACACGGUCAUCUACUGCCAGGCCGACAAGUACGGACUGCAGGAGUUGAAGAAGCUUGCGCUACGCAAGCAAGGCCUUCAGUCGGGCAUCCAGUGCUCGACUAUCCUCACAUCGGCACGCUUCGCCUAUGCCAAUACUCCGGACAGCGACUCGAAGCUGCGAGCGCACUACCUCGCACUGAUCAUCCGUGCGCGACACACCUUCAAGCGCAGCGGCACGAUGCAGAAUGAGAUGGAGAAUGGCGGAAAGCUAUUCUUCGACCUUUUCGUGGCGAUGGUGAAUCACAUGGAUGACCUCGCUCAGAAGUCACCUCGCUAA
Didymosphaeria variabile is the source of this 804-nucleotide messenger RNA. RefSeq lists its product as uncharacterized. The transcript is spliced from 2 exons. The coding region runs from base 1 to 804 and encodes 267 amino acids. The record is from RefSeq and is a predicted model, not a curated record. NCBI's taxonomy places the organism in Eukaryota, Fungi, Ascomycota, Dothideomycetes, Pleosporales, Didymosphaeriaceae. Gene Ontology annotation, molecular function: protein binding.